This is a messenger RNA of Aspergillus sclerotioniger CBS 115572, 2855 nucleotides long. RefSeq lists its product as uncharacterized. The record is from RefSeq and is a predicted model, not a curated record. The transcript has 4 exons. Bases 462 to 2453 code for a protein of 663 amino acids. NCBI's taxonomy places the organism in Eukaryota, Fungi, Ascomycota, Eurotiomycetes, Eurotiales, Aspergillaceae.
AUCAAUCAUUCCUGCCCCCAACUGAGUUGCAAAUUUACAUGUUCCCCGUUUCGAUGCGUGGCUGGUGGUAGGAAUGGAAUGACCUCUCUUCUUUUGAGUACUAUGGUCUGGCCGUGUUCGGUUCCUUAUGCACAUAACAAGUACUACGAUGCAGAGUACUCGGCAGGACCUGUGGCUGAGGAUCACUGACUGCGCCACAUCUCCAUUCCCGGCCUUGGCGGCCCGGAAAAUCCAUCAUUAAUUUUUCGGUCUGGAAUAUCAUCCAUCUAUUUUAUUGACUUGGGGUUCUUGAUGCUUCAUGUGAAGCUUAUGCAACUAUCCCCGGAUAUUUGCGGUUUUGCCGUCUUUGCGAAUCGUCCUUGAUUCUUAUCAUGCUGGUGCGCUUGUGAUCGAGUCGAAUCUCCCCUACACGUCUUAGUUGUCAAUUGUACUCUACAGCCUUCAAAUAUCAUUCUGGGCAAAUGACGACCGCAGCGUCCGAUACGAAGCGCCUCCAUAUCACUCCAUUCUCCCCCGACCUCCUUCCGUCCGUGCUCCCUGCGUCGAUUCAAUCCCUGGCCACGGAGAUCUCCUUCCAUUGCAUUCCAACCUUUCCAGAGAAUAAUUACGGCUACGUGACCCUACCAACUAUGGAGGCCGACAAAAUCAAAAAGAAGCUCAAUGGUUCGAUCCUUAAGGGCAAAAAGUUCAAGGUGGAUACCGCGCGGCCGAAGAAAAGAUCAAGGGAUGAAGAGGAUGUCGAUCAUGUUGCUGUCACUAAGCCAUCAUCCGAGAAGUCCAAGAAGUCCAAGAAGUCCAAGAAGCAAAUAGCGGAGGGGGAAGUUCUGGAGGGUUAUGAGCUCCCCUCAGACCGUCAAGUAAAGAGAGGCUGGACAGAGUCAACAGAUGCCAAGCAGGAGAGGCGCAAGGAAGAGAAAAAAAAGAAGAAGGACAAACACGGAAAGACAGCCAAAUCCCAGGCAAAGUCCAAGUACACCGAAAAGGCGGAGUGUCUAUUUCGAACCAAGCUUCCUCCGAAUAAGUCCUCCACCGAUGAAAAAUCUGAGACACAGUCCAAGAAAAAGACUUCUGCGCAGGAGACGAUUGUCCAUGAGUUCUCCAAAACACUUACGCAUCCGAGUUUCUUACGCUCUGAGGAUGAUGGGUCAACACCUACAGUUUCCUUCGAAGAAGGAAAGGGUUGGGUAGAUGGGUCUGGAAAUGUGAAGGAAAAUGCGAGCGAUCGCAUAAGGAAGGCUCAAUACAGGCCGGGGCAAGUAGCAGGAGCCAAGGAGAAACGAAAAGCCGCUAAAUCCGUCAAAGACGAAGUGUCAAGAUUCCAGAAUAUCACAGGCAAAGAAAAGAAAGCCACCAAGGAAGCAGUGUCUGCAGAUGAAUCGGAGGAUUGGACCUCGUCUAGUGGAGCCACUUCGUCCGAAGAAGACUCCACGGACUCUGAAGAUGACCAACACGAAUCCUUCAUUUCGUCAGAUGAGUCUUCUAUUCACGAUGACGGUAUGUCAGUAUGGUCAGAACAAGGUGGGCAAGAAAAUACGGUCUCCGGAGCAAAGACCACGGCAGAGAACAAUUCAACACCGUCCUCGCAAGGCGUCCACCCGCUGGAAGCACUUUUCAAGAGACCUCCACCGGGAACUUCCGACGCGAAGCCUGAUACAGAGACCAGUGCACAAUUCAGUUUUUUUGCACAAGAUGAUAUACAGUCUGAUGAAGAGGUUGAAGACAAACCGACUGAACCGCAUACGCCAUUCACCAAGAGGGAUCUGCAAGACCGUGGAUUGAGGAGCGCCGCGCCAACUCCCGACACGGCUCUAGUUGGUCGGGCCAUUAAUCGGAAAACUCUGGGACGGCCUGAUCCUAUGGAUGUAGAUGGUGAAAUGCACCUGAAUACUCCGGUACCGAAAGCCGCGGCUGGACCGAAGGAAGACUCGGAGUUUACCAAAUGGUUCUGGGAGAAUCGGGGCGACAACAACCGCGCCUGGAAGAGGAGGCGGCGUGAUGCCGCUAAGGAGCAAAGACAGAGAGAUAACCGCACCCCCGCGUCGUUCUGCAAGUGUACUUGCUUUUCCAACAGCACAAUCAUCCCUCUCGAUCCCGACUCUUCUGAGUCCGCCUCGGCCUUGAACGGUGUCUCCCAUUUCCUUCGUCGCAGUGAUGAUCCACAUAGCCUAAGUGGAAGGGCCAAGAACUAUCGCUCUUUGAAUUGCAACGACUGUAACCGGAAGUUCUGCUUGGAUUAUGAUCUACCCACCUGCCAUGGUGCCAAGGAAGAUGACGUCUUCACGACUUGUUUCCAAAGAGACUCACGGAAAGACCAAGCCAUAGUGUUUAUUUUCAUUAUUGCUACAGGCAGUCUGCUUGCCUGGGCAAUCUUCAAGCCUUGGGUAGAAAAGUGGCUCGAGGCUGCAAAAGAGCGGCGAUCAUAUAUCCCAAUCUCAGAAAAUGCUGGCCAUUAGCAAUGCGUGUUACAUGCAAACUACCUACAAAAAUACCGGCCCAGCUCCCUUGCUCGAGGCAUUCUGACGCCGGCCAUCGGUGAAACAGAAACUAGAGGUGAUUCAGCUACCUAUGCAUUCUUUAAGUCGUGGGUUUGAGAUAUAUUGGACAUCUGCCAAGGGCAUGGCUCGUUAAGUUGAUGGACGCAACACCCCCACCUGAUCAUCUAGAAAGGCUAGCCUGAAAGGGGAAUUCAUUGGCAGGCUGUACAGAUCCAUGCCAGCCUCUUUACGCAGCCUCCAGCGACUUGUAUCUUAGCGUUGCCAAUCAACAAGAUUGUGUAAAUACCCAUAUCUGCGUGUAUCUUUUUGACCCAUAUCUGAGCCUAGCGGCAUCUGCUAUUGGUCAUGUUUCGAAAGGCU